CCUUCUUCCUCUAGGAAAGCUCUAGAAACUUGGGCGCCUUUCUAUUUCAUCACCUCCAAACUCUUCCCCAAGUUUCUCAUCUUCCAAACCCAAACCGAUCCUACUCAAUUCUCUUCCCAAUCCUUGCUUUGUCACUCAACUGUCAACUGAAUGGCCGAGGCAGCAUACACAGUGGCAUCUGAUAGUGAAACCAGUCGGGAGGAAAAAUCAUCAUUCAGCUUUCCUGAAACAACAAUUGGAAUUGAUAUUGGUACUUCACAAUGCAGGGUCGCAAUAUGGAAUGGCUCACAGGUUGAGAUACUAAAAAAAAGUGGGAACCAGAAGAUGAUGAGUUCAUAUGUUACAUUCAAGGACGGAACUCCUUCAGGGGAAAUAAGCAAUCAACUCUCUGCAGAACAUGAAAUAUUAUCUGGAGCUGCAAUCUUUAACAUGAAACGCUUAAUCGGCCGGGUUGACACGGAUCCAGUUGUACACUCUAGCAAAAGCCUUCCAUUUAUAGUGCAGACAUUGGAUAUUGGUGUCCGCCCAUUUAUUGCAGCCUUGGUUGGAAAUUGCUGGAGAUCCACCACUCCUGAGGAAGUUCUGGCAGUUUUUUUGGUGGAACUUAGGGAAAUGGCCGAAAUCCAGUUAAACCGGCCCAUAAAAAAUGUUGUUCUUACUGUGCCAGUUUCAUUCAGCCGAUUCCAGCUGAGUCGGAUCGAAAGAGCUUGUGCAAUGGCUGGCCUUCAUAUCCUGAGAUUGAUGCCAGAACCAACUGCAGUGGCAUUGUUAUAUACCUUGUAUACAAAACAAAGUGGAUUUCAGUCAACAGAUAGGAGUGUUCUGAUCUUCAAUAUGGGUGCUGGAUACUGUGAUGUAGCCCUAAGUGUUACAGCCCAAGAGGCACCUCGGGGAAUUUCUGAAAUAAUUGCCUUAACAGGAAGUGCCAUUGGAGGAGAAGACUUGCUUCAGAAUAUGAUGCGUUAUCUGUUACCAAACGCGGAGAAUCUUUUGACAUGUCAUGCAGCUGAGGAGAUCAAAUUUAAGGGGUUGCUUCGAGUUGCGACUCAGAAUGCAAUCCACAGUCUGUCCUCCCAAUAUUCUGUUCAAAUUGAUGUUGACUUGGGAGAUGGAAUGAAAAUUUGCAAGGUUGUGGACCGAGAAGAAUUUGAGGAAGUUAAUCGCUCAGUAUUUGAUAAGUGUGCUAGCCUCAUUAUCCAGUGUUUGCAUGAUGCAAAGGUAAAACCCGAGGAUUUAAAUGAUGUGGUACUUGUUGGUGGAUGUUCAUUUAUACCAAAAAUAAAAAAUCUUGUCAUGAGCAUAUGCAAAAGAGAGAAGCUUUAUGAAGGGAUAAGCCCAUUGGAAGCUGCUGUCUCUGGCGCAGCACUAGAGGGAUACGUUGCUUCUGGAGCUCAUGAUCCUUUUGAAUCCGUAGAUCUGCUAUCUAUUCAGGUCACACCUCUGUCAAUUGGAUUUCAAGCAGAUGGAAACAACUUUGUGCCGAUUAUACAUAGACACACCAGGAUACCAACCCAAAGAGAGAUGCUCUUCACGACAGCUCAUGACAACCAAGCGCAAGCACUUGCAAUUGUUUAUGAAGGUGUUGGCAACAAGCUGGAAGAAAACCAUUUGCUGGGAUACUUCAAGAUUGAGGGGAUUCCUCCAUCCCCCAAAGGAGUUCCACAAAUACGAGUGAUGAUGGACAUUGAUACUUCGAAUGUGCUGAGAGUUUUGGCUGCUGUAUUAAUGCCAGGUUCGCAUCUUUCAAUAAAUCCUGUCCUGGACGUGAGAAUGCCAACGGUUGAUGAUGGUCAUGCCUGGUGCGUAGAAGCCUUGCACAGAACAUAUGGUGCUACUCUAGACUUGGUAUCAGUGAAGAGGAUCUAGCUACUAAGGUGAGGAAUGCA
This is a messenger RNA of Argentina anserina (silverweed cinquefoil), 1886 nucleotides long. RefSeq names its product heat shock 70 kDa protein 8. Gene Ontology annotation, cellular component: cytoplasm. The record is from RefSeq and is a predicted model, not a curated record. Gene Ontology annotation, molecular function: ATP binding; ATP-dependent protein folding chaperone. NCBI's taxonomy places the organism in Eukaryota, Viridiplantae, Streptophyta, Magnoliopsida, Rosales, Rosaceae.